GAAAAGAGGGAGUGGUGCAGGGAGGCAGGAUCAGCUCGUGUGGGUGUGUGUGUUUUCUGAGUGUGUUUGGAGAAUGAGGUGAGAAAUCCAAAGGAACCAUCUCAAAGAGGAGAGUCGACUCAGCGAAAGGCAUGGGAGGAAAUAAUAGGGGGUGAAAAAUUGUAGAGAAACAAAAGAAGGAGCGACAGGGGGGGAAAACAGCACUGUGAGGACCUGGGCUGUUUAUCCAGGCUGGUUACCACGGUGACAAUAUGGGUGCUGUGGUGGGAACUUUGACCAUGCAAACCAAGCAGAGGAGACCAACAAGAGAUAAAACAGAUGAUGAUCUUGAGAUGACAACGGUCUGUCACAGACCAGAAGGUCUCGAUCAACUGGAAGCCCAAACCAACUUCAAUAAACAGGAGCUCCAGAUCCUCUAUCGUGGUUUCAAGAAUGAAUGUCCUAGCGGAGUCGUAAACGAAGAGACGUUUAAACACAUUUACGCACAGUUUUUUCCCCAUGGAGACGCUAGCAUGUACGCACAUUACCUUUUCAGUGCUUUUGACACAACUAACAAUGGCUCCAUUAAGUUCAAGGACUUUGUUACGGGCUUGUCUAUCCUCCUGAGGGGAACUUUGAGGGAAAAACUCGAGUGGACGUUUCACCUUUAUGACAUUAACAAAGAUGGCUGCAUAAAUAGAGAGGAAAUGACAGAGAUCGUGAAGGCCAUUUAUGACAUGAUGGGUAAAUACACCUACCCAGCACUGAAGGGAGAUGUGCCACAGCAACAUGUGGAUAUCUUCUUUCAGAAAAUGGACAAAAACAAAGAUGGAGUGGUGACUUUAGAGGAAUUUGUCAUAGCCUGUCAGGAGGAUGAAACAAUGAUGAGAUCCAUGCAGCUCUUUGAGAAUGUGAUGUAGGACAAAAGGAUGUGACAGAUGAACAAUCAGAGGGAUUAUUGUGUGUUUGCAUACAGUAUGUGCAUUAAUGUCUCCCUUUGUUUCCCUUGUAUUCAAUGUGGACUGAAUGCAGGCAAGUUUCCUGCAAAAACCUGGAUGACAGGACUGGACUGGAGUUAUUUUGUCGCUACAAAGUAACCUAAAUUAUUUAAUUUAUUUAUCUAAUUUUUUUGUGAAAGAAUUUCGCCAUACAAACUGAACGGUCCUACUACAGGAGACACUUGAAAUAGUAAUGUGAUUCAUGCCGUAUUCUUGUCUGGCUGUCACGUGCUUGCUGUUUUUAGUCGAUGUUCAGCUUGCAGCAUAACGUGAAACAAUCGUGUGUUUUGGUGUACCAGUCUGUCUAUUUAGGAACAUAUUAUUUCAAUACUGUAGUUUUUGGUUCUGCUUAUGUGUGUCUUUGAAGGUUUAACAUGUGGAAAAUGUAAAUCAUAUAUGUGUAACAUGAAGAUGUUUCCCGAUGCAAAAUCAGGAAGAUGUUUGUGAUCAUUUAUUUGCACAAUUGUGUCAUAUUAUACAGCCAAAAUGCUUGAAAAAGCUUAGUUUUUGUAUCUAUGAAUGGCAGCUUUGGAACUGGAUGUAAUAAUCCAACAUCACUGCUGAACAGUCAGCGCUACGUCCUUCAUCAACCCUUAUCUAUGAUGUAACGCUAAUGCAAAAGUAUAGAAACAGCUGGGUGACUACUGUAUUUGCCUGCAAUUUCAGUAAGUUGUAAUGUUUGGUCAAAGUGAAACAGCAAUAGAAUAUGCACAGGCUAUAGUAAACAGAACACUAAAAUAUCAAUCAUGUUUGUUUGUUUUUUGCAGUAAAUGUAGCUUUUUUUUUGCUACUGCACAUCGUUUUGUGUAACAUCAUAGCCUCAGGUCCUGGUUUGAAAAUGAUUCAUCUUUUCAAGAAAAAAGUUAUUCUAAGCCAUACAAAUAAAUCCCUAUAUUGACUUGUGUUUUACUUUCAUUUUACCCUGUCGUUGAACUGUUGCAUCAGCAAUAAUUACAUAUUAAAAGGGAACAUGCACCACCAACAAUAUCACAUAUUGUCUUAUAAAUCCCUUUCUUUUGUUUACUUAGAUUUAGAUGUACUUUACACAUUUGUCCGUAGAAACUUCGACUUAAAUGCAUUCAAAUUAGGGCUGCAACAAUUAGUCGACAUAUUCGACAACCCAUCCAUCCAUCCAUCUUCUUCCGCUUAUUCGAGGUCGGGUGGCGGGGGCAGCAGCCUAAGCAGGGAAGCCCAGAUUUUCCUCUACCCAGCCACUUUGUCCAGCUUCUGCCUGGAGAUCCCAAGGCGUUCCCGGGCCAGCUGGGAGACAUAGUCUCCCCAACGUUUCCUGGAUGUUCCCCCAGAGAGGCGUCCAGGGGGCGUAAUUUUAAUAUAUUCCAGAUAUACCCCAUCUACAAAAAUGUGCAAAUAUUAAGAAGAGAGUCCAACUGGAGCAACAGCGCAACGCAAACGUGACAUCAUGCUCCUGCAGCUAGCUUCUUUCGUCAGGGACAUCAAGGGACAGAAGUAAGGAGUCUCUUAACACGAGUACAUUUUAUAACACUAGAAAAAGAUGCUAGAUUUGUUGAUAAUUGUUUUUAAUUAAAAAAAAAAAGAAUUAAAAGUCUAUAGGUACUUGAAAAAAAUCUCCACAAAGUACAUUGUACAGUAAGCAGCAACAAAGGAAAAUAUAGCAAAACAAUACAUAAAUAUAAAUAUUUGUGUAUAUAUGUAUAUGUUAAUUCUAAUUAGUAACAACAUAUUUGUUUUUAAAUGUAUGUCUACAUUUGUUUAGCUUUUUUAAAUAAAUAUAAUAUAGUAUAUCAUAAAAAAGGCAAAUUAUUACGUCAUAACCACGCCCCCACCGUUACAGGUAUAUAUGUAU
Nerophis lumbriciformis (worm pipefish) is the source of this 2802-nucleotide messenger RNA. It is a transcript of the gene kcnip1b, whose product is annotated as Kv channel interacting protein 1 b. Lineage: Eukaryota; Metazoa; Chordata; Actinopteri; Syngnathiformes; Syngnathidae. Gene Ontology annotation, molecular function: potassium channel regulator activity; transmembrane transporter binding; calcium ion binding. Gene Ontology annotation, cellular component: voltage-gated potassium channel complex. The record is from RefSeq and is a predicted model, not a curated record. Gene Ontology annotation, biological process: regulation of potassium ion transmembrane transport.